Molecule: messenger RNA, 2052 nt
Organism: Cladocopium goreaui
Lineage: Eukaryota; Dinophyceae; Suessiales; Symbiodiniaceae
Source: the annotation of a GenBank genome assembly
AUGUGCCUCAGCAUGCAGCUAAGCCUCAUGGAACGAUUGCCAAAAAUGACUGGCAAAGUCGUCGCAGUGACUGGCUGCACCUCUGGCACCGGCAAGAUCUUUGCACAGGCAUGCGCUCGCAAGGGCGCGAAGUUGGUCUUGCUGAAUCGAGACUCUGUUCGUGCGGACGAGACCUAUGGAUACAUCAGGGAGAUCGCCAGAAACAACGAUGCUCCUGCGCCAGUGAAGAUCGCAUGCGAUCUGACGAAAUUCCAGAGCGUCCGGAACGCCGCAGCGAAGCUCAACACCGAGCUGCGAGACAGCGGCCUGGACGUCUUGUGCAACAACGCCGGCAUCAUGGGAUUUGGUGAUGUGGCCACUGAAGAUGGUUGUGACAUUCAGAUGCAGACGAACCACCUCUCGCACUUCCUUCUGACCGGCCUGUGCAUGCCAUUGUUGGAGAGGGCUGCUGCUUUGCGGGGAGAGGCUCGAGUUGUCAACCACAGCAGCGCUGCUCGUGUGAAAGAUGGUAUGGAGAACAAGCUCGAUGCGAAGUACCUCGACAAGAACGGCGGUAACCUCGGGGGCAGCAGCACUACCAUGUUCAAGGGAGCGAACUUCCAGCGAUAUCAGCAGUCAAAGUUGGCCAAUGUGGUCUUCACUUAUGCGUUGCAUGAGCGUUUGCAGCGGAGGGGUUCCAACGUGAAAUCCUUGGUCGCCCAUCCUGGAGUCGCCAACACUCAGUUGUCCUCUGGCACUGUGGCGGCGGGCGGUGCCGAGGACCUGGCGAAGGCGCCCAAGUGGAUCUCAGGAAUGGUGAUUGGUUUCAUCGGCCAGUCCGAAGAAGACGCCACUGUCGGAAUCCUCCGUCAGGCCUGUGAUCCUGAUGCAAAGUCCGGAGAAUUCUACGGACCACUAGGCCAGGGAGGUGGCACUGGAAAGUUUGACUCCACAGAAUACAACGGCCCUGUUGGCAUCCUGAAGCCCGAGCCCUUCGCAGAUUCCGAAGCGCAGCAAGUCCUCUGGUCCAUGAGCGAGAAGGUCCAAGAAAUCACGACACGAUACACAGCAGACAUCUUCUGCAUCUCCGAUCUGUGGUCCACAUCCUGGGACCAAGCCUCGCACCGUUCAGUUGCAUAUCAGCAACUGCAACAGCUGGCGGAGGUGAGCGCUACACACUUGCCAUCCUUGGCUUUCGGGGUAGGCCAGGCUUUGUACUCCUACUUUUGGUUUGAGGAGAAUGGCCCCAAGAUUUUCCUCGAGGUGUGUCAUGAGCGUUGGCUGUUUCUGAUUAUGCUUUGUGCAGAGGUUGGCACUGCCUUUGCCAAGCGGCGGCAAAGCCUGUCAAAAGCGGCAUCACUGCUGCAGCGUGGCAACGAGCUGUUUGAGGAACUGCGACAAUAUCCUUUCUUCAGCUUUCGCAAGUGGCAGGCCCUGUACGACAUCAAUACGAAUUCUCAUGUCUUCCCGGAGGGCUUUCAGCAAAGACCUGUUUGGCCCAACUCAGCUGUUCCUUUGGCCGGGUGGCUGGAGGCAAACUACCACAUCUUCCGAGAGGAUCUGGACACGAUUCUGAACCAGAGCCUUUUCGACACCCUCUACUUCAUGGGCCACGUCUCAAUGACACAAUUUUCUGGGCGUAGGGAGUCAUGGGCACCUUUGAAUUUGAUCCACAACCGCGAACUAGCGCCACAUGCAUGUCAGGUGGCGCAGCGAAGUUGUGCGUUGCUGCAGAGCCGCCCAGAGAUUGCCCGCUGCAAUGCUAAGGACGUGGGGGCUGCCUUUGCGCGCCUACAACCUGGCAUGGGAAUCAAGCCGCACCUGUGGAAUGCGCCUCCAAGGCUGGCAGCACAUUUGGGGCUCCGGACACCACAUGGCGCAUCCAUGGCUGUGGGCGAGCACGAGCUGAGCUGGGAAGAAGGGAAGGCAACGGUGUUUGACGACACCUACAUUCACAGUGUCACCCACGAAGGAACGGAAGAUCGGUAUUUGCUUAUCACCUGGUUUUGUCAUCCUUGUGACACCGUGCAUGCAGAAGUGCCUCCAGAAGACCCGGAGCACUUCUGCCCUUAG